AUAUCGAUGACGCUAACUUUCCACGCUAGGUCCUUGUGUGUUUACUGUCCAGUGUUUGCGAAACAUUAAGCGCAUUUACAGUUUAUCAGGCUGAUUUUAACUAAGGCACAAUGAGCAAAAAGGGCAACGUAUCAUGGGUGAAGCCAGCCGAACCAUCUUUCCUGAAGAAAUUCAAGAAUGAUGUUGGUUUCAAAGAAGGGCCGACAGUGGAGACCAAAAAGGAGCAGAUGCCACAGUGUGAUGAUGACAGCGGGGACAGUGACCGAGAAGAUGAAAUGCCGCAGGUUGUGGUCCUCAAAAAGGGGGAUCUGAGUGCUGAAGAGGUUAUGAAGAUGAAAAAAGAUUCAAAGGAGGAAAACACAGAUGAACAGCCUCCAUCUGAUGGAAAGAUCGUCUUUAAGAAGCCUGUCAAGCGCUCGUCUGAUAAAUUCGAAGGCAUUACUGCCAGCUCUAGCAAGAAGAAGAAAAGCGAGGAUGGUGAGAAGAAAGAGCCUAAAGCUGGCGUGAAAGUGAAGAACAGCAGUCUGCUAUCAUUUGGAGGUGAUGAUGAUGAUGAGGAAGACUAGUUUGUCUGCGGUUUCUCUGAGUCAGAUUGCAAAGACCAAUCUGCUUUUUAAAAAAACUAUUUCGUGUGUAGAUGUUAAUACAUGUAAAUAGAUGUUUGUGGAAGUGAAUUCAUGCAGCUUAUUUGUUAAAGCGUUUUGUUAAACAUACGAGUCAUUAUGAGCCUCUUUUACAUUAAUUAUACAUUAUACACAUUUGAUCAUUAAUGAUAUAUUUUGAUGGGUGUGUGAACCAAACAUUGGGUUAAUCUGACAUGCAAAUAUGAUGGAAUAUUGAACAUAGACAACAUUUUAAAGAGGCUCUUUAAUGUUUCAUAGAAAUGAAACUGUCCCGUUGAAAAUGUUCAACAGGAUGUACAUAUAUGGCUUCUAUAAUGGAGCGGCGCAAAUUUGCUUUUAUUAUUCUUUUUUUUUUUUUUAAGCAGAUGGCACCCAAAAUCCCUGAUUCUGGGACUUUGGAGUUUUUAUUAUUACACAUUGUGUUACAUUCAGGGAAAACAUGCAUUUGGGAAUAAAAUGUUUUUACCACCA
Messenger RNA from Danio rerio (zebrafish), 1094 nucleotides. RefSeq names its product zgc:77056. NCBI's taxonomy places the organism in Eukaryota, Metazoa, Chordata, Actinopteri, Cypriniformes, Danionidae. The record is from RefSeq and is marked validated.